Molecule: messenger RNA, 6437 nt
Organism: Gopherus evgoodei (Goodes thornscrub tortoise)
Lineage: Eukaryota; Metazoa; Chordata; Testudines; Testudinidae
Gene: MTMR3
Product: myotubularin related protein 3
Exons: 23
Coding region: 343-3993 (1216 amino acids)
Biological process (GO): dephosphorylation; regulation of autophagy
Molecular function (GO): protein phosphatase binding; phosphatidylinositol-3,5-bisphosphate 3-phosphatase activity; metal ion binding
Source: RefSeq, a predicted model, not a curated record
UUGUGGUGGUGAGGAGGCGGUGGCAGCGGAGAGCGGCCUGGCGACCCCGACCCAGGCAGGAGGCCGUGCCCGGGGCGCUCCGCGCCAUGCCCCGCCGCACGGACUCAAUCCUACAGACUCUUACUCAUAUGAAGAAUCCCACUGAAGCUAAAGACAGUACUUGUUGAAGUUGGACUUCUGCAGCUCUCAAUGUGAGGUGUCAGAAAAGCAACAUCUGAAACUUGCUGGGACAAAGAAGACUCAUUUGUUACCUAUCACUAUUUGCUUCUACUGUUACGGAAAGAAGAGCCUCAAAGUGCUGUGAGCAAAGACGAGGAUUUCUCCUCCCAGCUUGGGCCUGUCAUGGAUGAAGAGACUCAGCACAGCCUUGAAUGCAUCCAGGCUAAUCAGAUCUUUCCCAGGAAGCAGCUGAUCCGAGAGGAUGAGAAUCUUCAGGUCCCUUUCCUUGAACUUCAUGGUGAGAGCACAGAGUAUGUGGGACGAGCAGAGGAUGCCAUCAUUGCACUUUCUAAUUACAGACUGCACAUCAAAUUCAAGGAGUCUGUUGUGAAUACUGUCUGUCAAUCUGAUGCUUGUGAAAUCUCAGUUCCAUUACAGCUUAUAGAAAGUGUUGAAUGCCGAGAUAUAUUUCAACUUCAUUUGACUUGCAAAGACUGCAAAGUUAUCAGGUGUCAGUUCUCUACCUUUGAGCAAUGUCAAGAGUGGCUUAAGCGACUGAACAAUGCCAUUCGCCCUCCUUCGAAGAUAGAGGACCUUUUUUCGUUUGCAUACCAUGCUUGGUGUAUGGAGGUGUAUGCCAGUGAAAAAGAACAGCAUGGAGAUUUGUGCCGGCCAGGGGAGCAUGUAACUUCGAGGUUUAAAAAUGAAGUUGAACGGAUGGGUUUUGAUAUGAACAAUGCCUGGAGGAUAUCCAAUAUCAAUGAGAAAUACAAGCUCUGUGGUAGCUACCCACAGGAGCUCAUAGUUCCCGCCUGGAUCACGGACAAGGAGCUUGAGAGUGUGGCAAGCUUUCGGUCCUGGAAGCGUAUUCCGGCUGUAGUGUACAGGCACCAGUGUAAUGGGGCAGUAAUUUCCCGUUGUGGACAGCCCGAGGUCAGCUGGUGGGGCUGGAGAAAUGCAGAUGAUGAACACCUUGUCCAGUCAGUGGCCAAAGCAUGUGCCUCAGACUCUAGGUCAAAAAGCGGCAAAUUAAUGAAUGGAAACUAUUCCAGAGACUUCUCCAAUGGAGGGGACCUCUCUGAUGUGGAAUUUGAUUCCUCAAUUUCUAAUGCUUCAGGAGCAGAAAGUUUGGCCAUCCAGCCUCAGAAGCUUUUGAUCUUGGAUGCACGUUCUUAUGCAGCUGCUGUGGCUAACAGAGCCAAAGGUGGAGGCUGUGAGUGCCCAGAGUAUUAUCCAAAUUGUGAAGUGGUGUUCAUGGGGAUGGCAAACAUCCAUUCUAUCCGGAAGAGCUUUCAGUCGCUGCGCUUGCUCUGCACACAGAUGCCAGACCCAGGAAAUUGGUUAUCAGCACUGGAAAGUACCAAAUGGCUGCAGCACUUGUCUGUGCUUCUGAAAUCUGCACUAUUGGUAGUGCAUGCAGUAGAUAGAGACCAGCGACCAGUCUUGGUGCACUGCUCGGAUGGCUGGGACCGAACCCCACAGAUAGUGGCACUGUCCAAACUGCUGCUUGAUCCAUAUUACAGGACUAUAGAGGGUUUCCAGGUGCUAGUGGAGAUGGAAUGGCUGGAUUUUGGCCACAAGUUUGCAGAUCGCUGUGGCCAUGGUGAGAAUUCGGAUGACCUAAAUGAGCGCUGCCCAGUAUUUUUACAGUGGUUGGACUGCGUCCAUCAGCUCCAGAGGCAGUUCCCUUGCUCUUUCGAGUUUAACGAAGCAUUCCUUGUCAAAUUGGUGCAGCACACCUACUCUUGCCUCUUUGGUACAUUCCUGUGCAACAAUGCGAAGGAGAGAGGAGAAAAACAUACUCAGGAAAGGACAUGUUCUGUCUGGUCUCUGCUGCGAGCAGCAAACAAAGCCUUCAAAAACCUGCUUUACUCCUCCCAGUCAGAAACUGUGCUGUAUCCAGUGUGUCAUGUGCGUAAUUUAAUGCUCUGGAGUGCUGUUUACCUACCAUGUUCUUCCCCCUCCACCCCUGCUGAUGACACCUGUGCCCCUUACCCAGUUCCAGGCUCCAGCCCUGAAGAUCAGUCUCUGGGCAGGCUACCAAAGACGAGAUCGUUUGACAAUCUGACAACGGCCUGCGACAGCAACGUGCCUACAACUAACCGACGUAGUAGUGAUCCCAGCCUCAAUGAAAAGUGGCAAGAGCACCGUAGGUCCCUGGAGCCGAGCAGCCUUGGCAACCCAGGGGAUGAUCCAUUUGAUGGGGACAGCCUGAGCAAACAAGGCAGGGCUCUUGUUGGAGCAGAGCUUUCAGUUGCAGCUGGCGUGGCAGAGGGACAGAUGGAGAACAUUUUGCAGGAGGCCACCAAAGAGGAUGUUGGUCUGGAGGAGCUCUUGAGGGGUACCCUGGAGACAACAGGCAAAGAGGAUGAGGAGGAGCUUAUCCUGGAUAAGGAGAACAGAACUGAAAAUCUUGAUGAGUAUGUUGAUGGCCUCUAUGAAAAGACUGAGAUGGAUACAGAUACUUCAAUAAACAAUCCAGUGUCCAAUCUACAUCCAGUUUCACAAGGUUCUUCUGAGCUUAAAAGACAACAGGAGGAGCCUAUGGAUCUCAGUAACAGUAUCCAGAAGUUACUUCAGGUGAAAGGACUACAAACUAUUCCCUUGGAGAGUACUGUAAAUAGUGACAUUCAGAAGAAUGUGGAGGAAGGUGUUAGUAGACUUCAUAUAGAAGCAGAGAGCCCUCCAUUGCCCAUCACAAUCCAACAUGAGGCAAAAACAUCCAACAUGGAAAGUUCUACCGAAACCUUAACAGAGAAUGGAGCAAAGCAAGAGCUGAUUCAGAAAGGCCCUUGCCACUUACCUCAUCUGAUGGACAACAGUGCUGAAGAACUUUCUCAAACAACUGAAAGCAGACCUGAGGGGGGAAAUAUGAUAGAGCUACACAGACUGGGAACAAAAGUAAACAGGACUUCUAACAGCAGCAACACACACAGCUCAGUGCCUUCCCCUUGUGCCUUGCCUUUAGCUGAAGAUAAAGAUGAGAUUGUGUGUAAUGGGGAGCUGGAGACUGAGAACAAGGUGACAGAGAAACCUGCAGGGUUUAGUAUUACCCCGAAAUACCCUGCAGCAAAUGGACACUGUGUGAAUGGAGAGGAUGAUAGGAUCAAAGCCUCUCUGAGCCGGCAGGUCUCUAUAGCUAGUUGUAGUUCUGCCCAGUUUCACUUGAGGAACUUGCACCAUAAGUGGGUGCAUGACCAUUCUGGGAGGCAACAGACAGUUAGCAGCCCAGACCAACCCACCAGGAACCACUUGGAUGAUGAUGGGAUGCCAGUCUACACUGAUGUUAUCCAGCAGCGCCUGCGUCAGAUUGAAACUGGGCAUCAGCAGGAAGUGGAGAUAUUGAAGAAGCAAGUGCAGGAGUUGAGGAGCCGGUUGGAGAGCCAGUACCUGAAUAGCUCACUACGUUUCAAUGGCGAUUAUGGGGACGAAGUGACUUCAAUACCCGACUCGGAAAGCAAUCUGGAUCAGAACUGCUUGUCUCGCUGCAGCACAGAGAUUUUCUCUGAAGCCAGCUGGGAGCAGGUGGAUAAACAGGACACAGAGGUGACACGAUGGCUUCCAGACCACCUAGCUGCACACUGCUAUGGCUGUGACAGUACAUUCUGGCUUGCCAGCAGGAAGCACCACUGCAGGGACACUGAACGUGUUGAUCAAACCUGGAAUUGUGGGAAUGUGUUUUGCUCCAGUUGUUGUAAUCAGAAGGUGCCAGUUCCUAGUCAACAGCUCUUUGAACCCAGCAGAGUCUGCAAAUCUUGCUACAGCAGCUUGCAUCCCAGUAGUUCCAGCCUUGACCUUGAACUGGAUAAACCCAUCGCUGCCUCUUCAAAUUGAAGCUCCAGCCUAGAAGGAAGGGUAAAAAAGACCGUGCUGACUCUUCUCCUAAACAGACACACUUGGUGGACAGAGGCUGUUACGACUGAAGAAGCCGUGCACUUUGGAGUUUGGGCAUGGAUCACUGCUCAGAGGGACAGAACUCUAGGACGUACCACUGGAUUGUGGAAUUCUUCUUUUCCAGCUAUUCCCCCCUUUCCUUUUUAUCCUGUUGGGGUGUGUGUGUGUGUGUGUAUGUAUAUAUAUAUAUAUGUACGUAUGUAUGUAUGUAUGGGUUUUUUUGGUUUUUCUGGAAGACUGGGGAAGUGGGAAAGGGGCUGGGCCCAGGACCAGGUCUCCCUCAUGCUUCUAGCUGCACCACCAUUGAACUGUGCUGCAGACAGACUUAUCAAUUUUAUGGAGGAAAGGAGAGGAGGGGAAUCAGUCCAGAGACAGCGUGUGGAGUGUGAAUACCUGUAGUGUCAGUGCUAGUGCUUUCAGUCACUCCUGUUACUUCCAAACAAGAAACUGCUGUUUGGGAAACUUUUGCUGCUAGAAAAAAUGAGAAUCUCUUUCCCAAGAGAGGACUCUCCCCCUGUUCUUAGAGUGGGUUUAGUUAGCCUCACUGCAUGAAAGGGGAAUCAGUCACAGAUUACCAUACUCAGCAGCUCUGUAUUUACAUAUGUAAUCCACAGCUUUUAUUGCCGUUAGCCAAGCCGGCUGUGGCUUUGAGUGGAAACAUCUGGACAUCUUUGGUUAAUGAAAGUGUGUGCUUGUUUAAGGGAAGUGAAAGGGAAGGCCAUUGAAUGGCUUCCUGUUCAGGACUGGUUUUUCACUGGUGCUUCUAUGUAAGGUUCUGUAAAUGUAACUCAUCAUAAAGAAAACGGUGUUGGGGAAAUUAGGAGACCUUUAAACUACUACCCUUGUCACAUUUUUUUAGAAUAGUUCAUCCAAAAUGCAGAGCUGGUUCAUUGAUCGGGCACUCACUGUGGUGCAUUCAAACAUAGACUGAAUGUCAUACUGAUGAUCAGACUCACACUUUAAUGAGAGAUCUCAAAGCAACUAUAGAAUGGCUGUGAUAUCUUGCUGAGUAAAAUUUUACUGGCCUGAGGCUGCCAGUCAGUGAAAAUAAGUACACUGAUGCUUGUCAUGUCUGUGGAACAUUUCCUCCUUUUCAUUCCGUGAUCUGUAUACUCUAGACAUGGUAAUCCUGGUCAAGCAUCUAAUCAAGAACCAUAACAAAUCAUGGAUUUCCCCCCUCGUUUGAAAGCAACUUUUAAAACCACCUCAUUAAAUUGUGAGUCUUUUGAAUAUCUGUUUCUUAAUGAGAACAUUUGGUACUCUUACACACCCUUUUCCUUUUGAUACAGUAUGCUUAAUGCAGUUUGGAGAAGGAAGAAAAGUACAUUAUAAUGUAUAAUAUAUUGUCUAGGCUAAGCUGUGACAGCUUCUACUUCUGACAUGCUCAAGUAGAACAAAUUCCCUUGGAAUGUGUAAAAGUUUCUGAGUACAAAGAUGCAAGGAUUUAUAAUGGGUCUUGGGCUGGAGGGGUACUUGCUUUCAGUAGAACAUCAGAAUGACACCGCCUAGAGUGAAUUUCAUAAAGAAAGAAGCAUCUCCAAAUAGCUGGUAGAACCUUAGGGGAAAGACAUGUCAAAGUAUUUUAUUUUUGAUGUCUGAACUUUUCACACUGCUUGUGAAAGGUGCAUACACUGCUGUAGUGUAAGCUGAAGAUUUACAAGAUGAAAAUGAAUGUUCCAAGAUGCUGGUUUAGCAUCGGAGCCCAUGUGCUUAGAGGGCAGGAUGUCUGGUGAAAAUGCUCUUUGGGCUCCUCCCUGGUACAUGUUUUGAAACACUUGGAAAUCAUCAGCAGGGGAAAAGCAAAGAAAAAUCUAGGGUCUCCAAUUCGAGUUUUAUCGAAAAUGAAUUAUUCCUGGGAAAAUGCAGUAAAAAUCCUGACUAGAACUGCUACAGUGGUUAUAGUUCCUGGUACAGCUGAAAAGGUUGGAAUAUAAACCAGGGUAAUAUACAGCUCCUAUCUCUCUGGCUUUUCCUUUGAGGCUAGUGAUUAGAAGCUUGACCUCAGUGGACAUGGUGUAGUUCUACACACUAACAUUGUGUGGUUCUGUGGUGCAGAGUCAGGAAUAAAUCAGAUUCUGCAGUUCCUAAUGACAGAUGCCAAGAGGUUAUGAUACGGGUUUUUUGGGUAUGUGAUAUAUAGUGUGAAUAAAUGCUUGCAGCUCUUAGUCUUUUAUGAUCAAUGAAGCACUUUUUUAUUAAUAUUAUUUUUCUUUGUAUGUAAAGGGGGAACCGAUCUCUCUCCAUAGCUGUAUAUAUAACCCUUCUCUCCUAAGGAGGAGUAAAGUGCUCCUAUAUUUUUCAUUUUUGUCAAAGCAAGAAGUAAAUACUUUAGAAUUGUUAAAUAUAUAAAUAAAGGUGAAUAAAGUUUAGAGUUUUGCAUGGGA